This is a messenger RNA of Gastrolobium bilobum, 989 nucleotides long. RefSeq names its product serine/arginine-rich splicing factor RSZ22A-like. Gene Ontology annotation, cellular component: nuclear speck. The coding region runs from base 113 to 673 and encodes 186 amino acids. The transcript is spliced from 7 exons. NCBI's taxonomy places the organism in Eukaryota, Viridiplantae, Streptophyta, Magnoliopsida, Fabales, Fabaceae. The record is from RefSeq and is a predicted model, not a curated record. Gene Ontology annotation, molecular function: RNA binding; zinc ion binding. Gene Ontology annotation, biological process: mRNA splicing, via spliceosome.
AAGUUGUAAAGAGAACAAAAAAUCGCGAAGGAGGCUGCUAUUGCUAGGGUUUUGUUUUUCUCUACUUUUUCACCACAUCGCUCGCUUCAGGUUCUUCUGAAAGACUGAAACGAUGUCCCGUGUGUAUGUUGGUAACCUGGAUUCAAGAGUGACCGAGAGAGACCUUGAAGAUGAGUUCCGUGUUUUCGGAGUUAUUCGGAGUGUUUGGGUUGCACGGAGACCACCUGGUUAUGCUUUUAUUGACUUUGAUGACCGCAGAGAUGCACAGGAUGCUAUUCGCGAAUUAGAUGGCAAGAAUGGUUGGAGGGUAGAGCUUUCACACAACUCUAGAGGUGGAGGUGGAGGCGGAGGUGGUGGUCGUGGAGGUGGUGGUCGUGGUCGCUCUAGCGGCGGUUCUGAUUUGAAAUGUUACGAGUGUGGUGAACCUGGUCAUUUUGCUCGUGAAUGUCGCAUGCGUGGUGGUUCAGGAAGACGUCGUAGCCGUAGUCCACCUCGAUUUCGUAGGAGCCCAAGUUAUGGGAGAAGGAGUUACAGUCCUCGUGGGCGUUCUCCCAGGCGCCGCAGUGUGUCCCCUCGUGGACGCAGCUAUAGCAGGUCACCUCCUUAUCGUGGGCGUGAGGAGGUACCAUAUGCUAAUGGCCAGAAAGGAAUGACAAAUAAACGUGAUGACUGAAGUAGAAAUGGCCUGAGGGAACGACGCCGAAGCAGAAGUUGAAUUUUAUGAUUUGGUAACCGCAAUUGUUUAGAGGAUAGUGAGAUUUUGUUAAUCUAGUGGUGCUUGGACUGCAGUAUGAGUCUGUUUUGUUGGGCAACGCCGAGUCUUGACCCUUGGAUUGGAUUAGUUACUUUCUUGAUGUCUCAGCUUGUGUUUAUUUUAUAUUUUUGCAGAAUACUUGUAGUUUUCAUGCAGGUAAUAAUCUUUUUAAGGUUGUUGCUACUAGUUUGUCAAAAGAGUUCCAGAUCUUUUUUAAGUACACGUUUUUUUUGUC